AUGGACUCGUUGCAAGUCCUCAUCUGUGAAAAACCAGUGACGACGCUGAGCAGCGCAAAAGAUUUCCCAACUUGGCAGCUGCAACUACGUAUUGCCAUCAUUUCUGAGGAUCCUAAGAUCUGGGAUGUCCUCACUGGCAACCUCAAGGCGCCAAAAUGCUGCACCCUGAGUCCGGCCUCAGUACUUGAGGAAAUCAAAGAGCAGCUAAAAUCCAACAAAGCCAUGGCAGAUAUCUUCUACCGCCUGGCGAUGAAAGAUUGGAUGAUAUGGUACACCAAAGGAAGGGUCCGUCCAUACAAUCAUUGGCAAAGUAUGAACAAGAAGGCACUUUCACAUAUCAACCAAACCAUCGCCUCAUCUGUGAAAGAGUCCAUCGGCUUAACGGCCAAGAGUAGCGCCUUCGAGACUUACUCCGCGUUGGGGACCUCCGCAUGGGAGACACUAAAGAAGUGCAAAUACCUCCCCAAUUCAACACCGGGGCCUUUCUCUAAUGCCUUCGUUGCUGCAUGGAAGAAAGCUUUGGCUGAUUUUACGGAGGUGGCUCGAGACAGCAGCUCAUCUGAGGAGCUUCUCCCUCAGCUUUCAGCUUACUUCAUGUUCCUUGAUGCUGUGGCAAACAAUCCCGAAACUGAGAGCUGGUUGAGAGUCCACAGAUUCAAUCCUUACAACCUGGACGUGCUGGGAGCGGUGUAUGAGGAUUCUCUCAAGGGUGAGCGCAGGCGCGAUCUUCGAGGUUACUGGGAGAAGUCGGAGAUCAUGGAGGCGACGGGGGCAGGACGAAGGGUUGGCAGUGCGGAGCUGCCUGCUCUUUGCUUGAUGCAAUCAGGAUGUUAUUGA
Messenger RNA from Penicillium malachiteum, 837 nucleotides. RefSeq lists its product as uncharacterized. The coding region runs from base 1 to 837 and encodes 278 amino acids. The transcript is spliced from 3 exons. The record is from RefSeq and is a predicted model, not a curated record. NCBI's taxonomy places the organism in Eukaryota, Fungi, Ascomycota, Eurotiomycetes, Eurotiales, Aspergillaceae.